UAGUACAGUUGAGUGACAGGUCAAAUGAUUAUUAUUAGUAAUUUGAUGUAUUAGUUAAUUUAAAAUCCGUUCUGAAAACUGAAUACAGUUUUAUUAAAUAGAUACAUUGUAGAUGCAAGAUCCGAUCCCAUAACUGAUCAUUCAGCUUUAACCUUUUGUAAUCUUAUUUAAAAAUUUGUUUCUUCGUUUACUGUUGUUCAAUUUCAGCACGGAAAUGUCUUUUGUUUAUAAUUCUGUCAACACUGUGAUUCGUGCUAAUAGAGGACUUAUUUUCAAAUACCGAUCAGCUGUUAACAAUGCCAAUAUCUCCAAUUUUAAUGUUUGUAAACAUUUUUUUUCAUCAAACUCUGUUGAUGAUACCUUUAAAAUGGCUGUAACCCAAGUUGCUGGCCUCCGCUCUGAACCUGGUAAUGAGGUUAAAUUGAAAUUAUAUGCCUUGUAUAAGCAGGCUACUGUUGGUCCAUGUAAUGCCGAUAAACCAGGUAUGUUUGAUGUGGUCGCUAAGUACAAAUGGGAAGCUUGGAGCAAAUUAGGCAAUAAAAGUAAAGAAGAGUCUAUGGAAGAUUAUAUAAAAUUAGUUGAAAGUUUGAUUAAGUCGAUUGGUUUGGUUGAGAGUGAGGCACAAAAUGAUAAGGAGGCCAAACCAUCAACAUCCUCACCUGAAGGUAUGGUCAUCACGAAUAAACAAGGUGUUUUAACUUUAAGACUAAAUCGACCCGAGAAGAAGAAUGCUCUAUUAACUUCAAUGUAUCAUGAGAUUACCAAAAAUUUCAAUGAUGCGGCCAAAGAUGAUAGUGUCAAGAUGGUUGUCCUGACUGGUACUGGCGAUUACUUUUCAAGCGGCAAUGAUUUGAUUAAAGGUCUUGGUUCAAGUAUCAUUCAUUCAUUUCGUACAUCAUCUAGUCAUAGUGCACCAAAUUUCCAAAUUAAACCUACUGAUGAUAUCGCCAAACUCGCCAAAGAUUCGGCAGGUUUGUUGGAAGACUUUGUCAAUGCCUUCAUAGACUUCCCUAAACCACUGCUAGCUGUUGUAAAUGGCCCUGCUUUCGGAAUUAUGGUCACUACUCUUGCUCUUUGCGAUAAUGUUAUCUGUUCUGAUAAGGCAACAUUCCAAACGCCUUUCUUGUCAACGUCACAAACUCCAGAAGGAUGUUCAACAUACACCUUUCCUCGAAUUAUGGGAACAGCAAAAGCCAAUGCAAUGCUACUUUUUAAUCAAUCAUUGACAGCCCAAGAAGCUCUUCAGUGCGGUUUGGUCUCAAAAGUCAUCCCGCAUGAUCAACUCGAUAGUUAUCUUGAUGGCCUUUUGUAUGGUAAUAAAGGACUGCUUAGUUUCGGAUCGACUAUCACAUGGCGUAUGGGCAAACCUUUAAUUCGAACUGAAGAAGAAAAGCAGAUUAUGAAGAAGAUCAACAGAAUUGAAUGCUUAAAACUCGCAGAAACAUGGCUUUCCCCGGAUUUCACUCAAGCCAUGAUGAAAUUUUUUACUCGAAAAAAGUAAAUACUUUUUAGAAAUUGGAUAAAAUAUUUUUAAAUGUUUUUGUAUCCGAAAAAAUCACAUGUUGUAUUGAACAAUGAGAAUAAUAUUUGUUACAUUAUUUUUAAA
Molecule: messenger RNA, 1606 nt
Organism: Tetranychus urticae (two-spotted spider mite)
Lineage: Eukaryota; Metazoa; Arthropoda; Arachnida; Trombidiformes; Tetranychidae
Product: enoyl-CoA delta isomerase 2
Molecular function (GO): fatty-acyl-CoA binding
Source: RefSeq, a predicted model, not a curated record